Trichoderma breve is the source of this 1368-nucleotide messenger RNA. RefSeq lists its product as uncharacterized. Lineage: Eukaryota; Fungi; Ascomycota; Sordariomycetes; Hypocreales; Hypocreaceae. The transcript is spliced from 5 exons. The record is from RefSeq and is a predicted model, not a curated record. Gene Ontology annotation, cellular component: fungal-type vacuole membrane. Bases 1 to 1368 code for a protein of 455 amino acids.
AUGGCAGCAGAAGCGUCAUCCAUCGAACUAAAGAAAGCCCCGCCAAACACUCUAUCCGCAGAGACGGCUCAUGUCCCAGAUCAAGGGCCUUCUGAGAGCAAUUACAAUUCGGACCGGGCAAUUAUUUCUGGAGAUGAUGAGAAUCCUCCCACCGGCGCAGCAGAAUUCUCCCUACCGCCUGUUGACAGGGGAAAGGAUGCAUGGGGUUUCUUAGCCGCUUGCUUCGUCCUGGAAGCGUUGGUAUGGGGCUUUCCAUUUUCGUUUGGUGUUUUUCAGGAUUACUAUCGCACACAUGAGCCGUUUGCUGGGUCAUCUAAAACUGCCGUAAUUGGCACAACUGCAAUGGGUAUCAUGUAUCUCGAUAUUCCAAUCAUCAUGGCUGUCCAGCGCAUAUACCCAAAGCCAACCCGUUAUGCGCCUGUCGCCGGCCUCUUAUUCCUCUGCCUUGCUCUCGCCAUCUCUUCCUUUUCGCAAAAUGUUACGCACCUCAUCUUGACCCAGGGAGUCCUCUAUGCCAUCGGUGGCUCCAUCUGCUACUGUCCCUGCAUGCUAUACAUGGACGAAUGGUUCCAUUCCGCUAACUUCAUUGUCGACGGCGUAAUGUGGUCUGGAACGGGCCUCGGUGGUUUUACUAUUCCUCUUCUUCUCGAGUUCUUCCUCAACAAGUACGGAUUCAGAACCACAUUGCGGAUCUGGGCUCUCGCCAUGUUCGUCUUGUCCGCGCCAUUGUUCCUGGCAAACCGGUCUUUUGGCAUGUAUCAGCUCACAAACAUUGUGCAAGGAGUUGGAUACUUCCUUCCGGGUAUCUAUCUGCCAACAUACGCGCGGGUGUACCUCGAUGCUGGUGAUUUCCCGUCGGCUUUGACACUCUUGGUCUUGAAUGUCGGUUCUGUUAUAGGAUGUGUCGCCAUGGGUACCUUGAUUGAUCGUCUGCAUGUGACGACGUGUCUUGGAAUAGCGACCGUCGGCACCGCGAUUGGUACCUUUUUCCUUUGGGGACUAGGCAGUAACAUGGCCUCUCUUUACGUAUUUUGCUUCGUUUAUGGCAUGUUUGCGGGAUGUUAUACGUCUUCAUGGCCUGGAAUCAUGUCCCAUCUCAUGUCAUUAGGCAGCGGAUCUAGGGAAGAGAACAGCGGGAGCCGUUCCACCUAUGACCCUCUCAUGGUGGUCGGUUGGCUGUCUGCUGGGCGUGGCAUUGGCAAUGUCGUCUCAGGGCCAUUAAGUGAGGCGCUGCUCAAGGGAAUGCCAUGGCAAGGCCAAGCCGCCGGCGGGUAUGGCAGCGGAUAUGGAACGCUGAUAGCAUUUACUGGCGCAACGGCUGUUGUUGGAGGCAGCACCUUUCUGUUUCGAAGGAUUGGAUGGCUGUAG